Molecule: messenger RNA, 1107 nt
Organism: Oppia nitens
Lineage: Eukaryota; Metazoa; Arthropoda; Arachnida; Sarcoptiformes; Oppiidae
Product: cytochrome P450 3A25-like
Exons: 3
Coding region: 1-1107 (368 amino acids)
Molecular function (GO): heme binding; oxidoreductase activity, acting on paired donors, with incorporation or reduction of molecular oxygen; iron ion binding
Source: RefSeq, a predicted model, not a curated record
AUGGGUCAGUCGGCUGUUGAUGUCAUCGAUAUUCGGCAAUUGUUUGUCAAUCAAUCGAUAGACCUGUUCGGGUCAGUCAUGUUUUCGUGGAAACAACAACAACAACAACAACAACAACACAAUACAUUCAAUGAUGACGAUCCUUAUAAUAAAUUUACCAAGCUAAUCAAUAGACUACUAUUUCCAUCUAAAUGGCGUAUACUAGGCCUACUAGUGCUACCGAAAUUCAUGCUACAGGUGCUCAACAUGUCUAACAUUAUAUCUGCCGAAGCGCUCGACCAGUUCGCUGAACUAACUAAACAGGAGUUAACUAAACGCAAACGUUUGGCCAAUACUACCGAUACAUACGAUGACUUUUUUCAAUCGCUUCUGAAUCGGUGUCCAGAUUUUACCGGCAAAUCACUGGACAAAACAGCUGACGACGAGACUUCAAUUGAUAAUCAAAUGAUGACCGAAGAGGAAGUGGUGGCCAAUAUGUUCUCACUAUUUCAGGGAGCGUUUGACGGACACUCGCUAUCCAUGACAUUCAUUAUCUAUGAGUUGGCCGUAAAUCCUGAUUGUCAGCAACGAGUCUACGAUGAAAUUGUUACCUGUUUUCGGGAUAACAGCAACUCUACGAACCCGACAAUUGCCGAUCAGUUUGAUUGGGAACAAGUGGUCAAACUUGACUAUUUGAAUGCCUGUAUAUCGGAAGCACUGAGACUACACGCGGCUGUCAAUAGAGACGGACGGGUAGCCAAACAAGACUAUAUGGAUGAGACAACCGGUGUGACCAUCAAAAAAGGUCAGGUAAUCCAGUUUUCACGUUCAGCAGUACAGCGAUGUCCCGAUUACUAUCCAAUGCCCGACCAGUUCAUACCCGACCGGUUCGUCAAACAUAACAAACACCGAUUGGUUGACUCAGCGUAUCUGCCGUUUGGUUUGGGCCGUCGUAUGUGUCCCGGGUUUCGGUUUGCACUGAUUGCCAUCAAAUUGACCAUGGCACAUUUGCUUAUUAGAUACAAGUUUGUAGCAAUCGAUGGCCAAACCGUACUGAAAACCGAUCCGAUUGUCGAACACUAUACCUAUUGUCCGGAUAAGUUGUAUUUGAAAAUUGAAAAACGAUAA